AUGCUUGAUCAAGUAGUAAAUGAGGAAAUCGAAGCUAACAUUCAGAUAACUCGAGAGAUCGAGUCGGAGAUCGUCAAAUGCACUGAGUUGGAGGCCGCUUUGGCUGCCAGAGAAUCGGACCUCACCAACACUCUUUAUUUCUCGCAAUUUGAAAUCAAUGGAUUACUCACUGUUGCCUAUGAGUCAAAGAAAUCUGUUAAAUUCUUAGAGGAGGAUAUUUGUGGUCUAAGAAAGAAGAAGAUGGAGAUGCUUAAAAGCAUGGACGACAAGCGAGAGAAGUUUGUCAUGCAAUGCCUAGAAUUUCAAAGGGACAUCAACAAAGGAGAAAAUGAUGAAGUGGUGAAUUUGUUGUUAGAGAAGGAGUUUCUUGAAAAUGAAAUCCAUCUUUUGGAUGAUAAAAAUAAUGCUCUAAAGAAUUCGAUGUUGGCUUUCGUGGAUGAAAUUGUUCAAGAUCUUCAUGAUUGCAACUCUGCUUUACAUGAUGAGAUACAGAGCAGGAACCAUGAGAAUGAGAAAUUACUCAAGGAUAUUGAUGCUAUGAAGAUUAUGUUGCAUUCAAAAAUUUUAGCGAGUGCAGAGGCAAGGUCAUCACUCGAGUGCAUUUUUGAAAGCUGUACCUUGAUGCAUCAGGUAGGGGGUCCGACUUGGUUAAAGUUUGGCUGCUUACUCACCGAUAGGGAACAAAUUAAGGUAGACACAGAUGUUGAUUUGCACAGUUCUGGAUUGGGAAGGUAA
Dovyalis caffra is the source of this 735-nucleotide messenger RNA. NCBI's taxonomy places the organism in Eukaryota, Viridiplantae, Streptophyta, Magnoliopsida, Malpighiales, Salicaceae. The record is from the annotation of a GenBank genome assembly.